CUUGAAAGUUGUAGUUUUCGAACGCACCAAUAGGGGCGUAAAACAAUCCGCCAUCUUGUCCCAGUGACAAUUUAGAUUUUAUUUAAUUUAACCCGUAUAUAUUUAUUAAAUCCGUUGACAAAAGUGAUAUUUACCAAGCUGUGUAGUGUUUUCAAAGCCUGUGAUAUUUUAGUGUCCGAAUAUUUUUUGUUAGCAUAAAUAUCUCGAAGUUAUUGUUAGUCCGAUUUUGACGUCGAACGAAGUAGAUAAUCAAAAUGGGCACAAGAGAGGACGAAUACGAUUAUUUGUUCAAAGUUGUUCUCAUAGGGGACUCAGGAGUUGGUAAAAGUAGCUUGCUGUCGCGUUUCACUAGAAAUGAAUUCAACUUAGAGUCAAAAUCCACAAUAGGUGUGGAAUUUGCAACAAGAAGUAUAGAGGUGGACGGUAAAACCAUAAAGGCUCAGAUCUGGGACACGGCGGGCCAGGAGCGGUACCGUGCGAUUACACAUAAUCUGGUGUUAAUUUUAAAAUAUUUUGUCAACAGAUCCAUCCCGACAGAAGAAGCGAAAGCGUUCGCGGAGAAAAAUGGUCUUAGUUUUAUUGAAACAUCGGCCCUCGACUCCACCAACGUGGAGCCUGCAUUCCAGAAUAUUCUAACUGAAAUCUACAGGAUCGUGUCUCAGAAGCAGAUGCGCGAGCCGCCCGAGGGCGACGUGAUCCGGCCGGACGCGGAGCCGGCGGACGUGCGGCCCGCCGCGGACUCCGUGCGCAAGCAGUGCUGCCAGUAGACACUAAAGUCCAGUUCACGAUGGAGCCGAGGAGAGAAAGAAUGGAAUACAAAAGGAAUAAAGGCAAGAAUCAUUCCCGGACAGUGCAGUGCGCGGCGCCGCGCGGACUCGCCCGCACUCGCCGCACUCGCCCGCACUCGCACAGCGGCUCAUGUAGAUAGCUUUGUGUAAUUAUUGAUAUUUAGUGUCGGAACGAAUAAAGUUAAAAAUAUCUAUAUAAUAAUUAUUAUAAUGUGAGGAAUUCGUUGAACACAAUGUAGUAUGAAUCCAAGUUGAAAUUAUUGGGAUGCACGUCAAAUCUUUUAUUUUCUUUACGCGCUUUCGAUGAUCGUUUUCACAGUUUUAAUUCGUUCCCUGUUGUUUUAUUUGAAAUGCUAUUUCGUUUGGAUAGUAGAUAAUUCAUUAUAUAUUUAUUUAGUUAAUAUUAAUAGCCUAUCCGGCAUAUGAAAUUGAAACACCAAUUUGAUAGCUAUCGAAGGAUGCAAAAACGUUGGCUUGAUGUUUAUAAAUAUAUAUUGGAAGAUGUUAUAUAGCACACAAAUCGUCGCUUCGUGAUUCAAAUAUGUCUAAUUCAUUUUUUUUGUAUAACAUUAGCCGGUAGUAUAACUAAGAGAUAGCUUUUUUAAAAUGAUCAUUUU
Messenger RNA from Papilio polytes (common Mormon), 1405 nucleotides. It is a transcript of the gene Rab11, whose product is annotated as ras-related protein Rab-11A. The record is from RefSeq and is a predicted model, not a curated record. Gene Ontology annotation, molecular function: GTP binding; GTPase activity. The transcript has 7 exons. Lineage: Eukaryota; Metazoa; Arthropoda; Insecta; Lepidoptera; Papilionidae. The coding region runs from base 255 to 767 and encodes 170 amino acids. Gene Ontology annotation, biological process: exocytosis. Gene Ontology annotation, cellular component: recycling endosome.